GAUCGGCCACCAUCGUGCUGCCUAUUUCUCCUAAGCUCUUGUGUUCCUGCGGUGCUGCUCAUGCACCUGCACCACCAUCAUCUUCUCUGAGUUCCUCGUAGCCAUGUCCGUUUCCCUGGACGAAAUUAGCGACACACUCCUUCCCAGGCGGUACCAGGAGGAGAUCUUCGUGCGCGCACAGCAGGGGAACGUCAUCGCCGCUCUCGAUACCGGUAGCGGGAAGACAUUCAUCAGCACGCUGCUGAUCAAAUGGAUAUCGGCGCAGGAGAGCACGGAGCACAAGAUCACGGUGUUCUUGGUGCCCAAGGUCGCGCUCGUGCAGCAGCAGGGAGAGUUCAUCGCGAAGCAGACGUCGUUGCGCGUCCGCAUGUUCUCCGGGGCUACCGCACACGACAUGAGCGACCGCGGAGGAUGGGCGAACGACUUUGAGACUGCAGAUGUCUUCGUAAUGACAGCCCAAAUAUUUCUCAAUCUAUUGACGCACUCCCACUGGAGCCUCAGCAAGGUCUGCUUGUUGGUGUUUGACGAAUGCCAUCAUACGCGGAAGAACCAUGCAUAUAAUGGCAUCAUGCGCGAAUACUUUCAAACUGCGGAAGGCUGUCGCCCGAAGGUCUUUGGCAUGACUGCUUCUCCGAUCUGGAAUCCGAGAAAUGCCGCGGAAUCGUUGUCCACCUUGGAGAAGAAUCUUGAUGCAAAAGUGAUCGCUGUCAAGGAGCAUGUUGACGAGCUGAUUGGGCACUCCCCACGACCGGAGGAGCUCAUCAAAACAUACCGUCAGGCGCCCGAGGUAUACCCUGAAUACCAGAAGAAGUCACUUCGGCUUCGCUUGGCUCUCCACAAUACCCCACCCGAGGUCGGGAUUCCAGCCGACAAGAUUUUGACAAGAUACGAAGUGACGUAUUACAGCUUGGGACCAUUCGGUGCCGAGUUGUUCCUGUACACCGAGAUGAAGCAGCGUGUCGUGCAGCUCAUCCAAGAGGCGAUUGAGUCUGCCAUGGAGGUGCUCACUGCAGAGCAGUAUGCGAACGUCGCUCAUGGUGGUUAUCUCUCUGAGGUACCUGACGCUGUGCAUCCCAAGCUCAGAGAGUUUGAGAACAUACUUGCCGAGUUCAGUGCCGACUUUGACGAUCCACCAGACGGCGUCUUACCUACCCCAAUACCUCUCAGUUGGUGCUCCCCCAAGGUGAAGGUUCUGGCCGAGGAACUGUUUUCACGCUACACAUCGACGUUCCAAGGUAUCGUGUUCGUCGAACAGCGACAUAUCGCAACGUGCCUCGCGUCUAUGCUGCGGCGCAUCCCCUUUCUGGUCCACACCAUCAAAUGCGAGCCGCUCGUGGGACACGGCUCAGGCGCUGUCGCCAAGUCGCACCUCAAAGGAAUGGCCAUGCGCAAUCAACGAGAUACGGUGCAACUGUUCCGAGAACGGCGGCUGAAUCUUCUGGUAGCCACUUCCGUAGCGGAGGAAGGCCUCGAUUUCCCGGCAUGCGACCUCGUCAUCCGCUUUGAUCCGGUACAACAUAUGGUUGGAUACCUUCAGUCCCGUGGUCGUGCACGACACAAAACGUCGACAUUUAUUAUCAUGGUCCAGGAGGGCUCACAAGCUCAGGCGGAGCGAUAUCUGGAGUUCUUGCGCAGCGAACCCCAUCUGAAAAAAGUUUAUCAGCAACGCGACCUUGUCCCUCCCGAUGUCGAAGAGGAAGAGGACGAGAGCGAUGCGCCUGAUCCGUUCGACCUUGCUCGACGUGAACGAUAUGUUGUCCCUUCUACGGGUGCCAUCCUGACAUACAAUACUGCCAUCUCCUUACUCAAUCAUCUAUGCUCCCUUAUACCCCGCGAUCGCUUCACUCCCAUGCAUGCUCCUCGGUAUACUGGCGACUUCGUCGCUACUGUUACCCUCCCUUCUACCCUCCCUUUACCCUCAAACCUUCUCGUAUACGAGGGCCCGCCCAAGCGCUCCAAGAAAGAGGCCAGACGCGCGGCAGCCUUCUUUGCUGUGAAGAGUUUACACGCCCUAAACGUUUUCGACGAUUAUCUCCUCCCUGCGAAGAGCUCCGGUGCCGCUCAAGACGAGGACUCGGACGGCGUACCCAUCAAGAAUGUCGAGUCCGUCCCAGAUAUGCUGCAAGUCCCCGUCUGCGACCCGUGGGUCCUGGGCUCGACGCUCUGGCUCCACGUCGUACGUCUGGACGGGAUCCCCUCGGCCGGCCUCAUUACUGGCACUGCGCUUCCGCCCGCGGACCUGGUUGCGAACAACCUCUUCGUCUCGACCGACGAGCCCGUAGAGAUUGUUCUGCACCCGCGACACGCGUGGAGCCAGCGCCGAGCGAUGGAGGAAUAUACGAGGAUGGGUCUUUGGUGGUGCAUCACCGGCAGAGGAAUCACUCUCCCGCUGACAUGCUACCUGGUCCCUAUCACUCGUGACUGCAGAGUCGAUUUCGACGCGAUUGAGCUCGCGAUCGCGUAUCCAUUCGGGUCGUACAACUGGGAGGAUGUGUCCGAGGAAGAGUACGGGCGCGUGAUCUACAUGAAUAACAGGGAGUUCGGGCACCCGCUGCUCCUGCGGAGGAUGCGACCCGACGUGACGCCGUCGUCGACGCCACCCGCAGGGUCUAGGGAGGCCGGGUUCCCUACGUACCGCGACUACUGGCUGCACAAGUACACACGGAAGGGGCAUGCGCCGAACAUCUCGCUUGACGGGAUUUGCGUAGAAGGCAUAAUGCUGGAUCGUAACAACUCCUGUUCAUACUCCCUCGAGAACGACCCUCUACCCUCUUCCGCAUCGAAGGACGCGGGCUUGACUGUCAUCCUCCCCAUCGAACUCUGCAGAUGGGCCCUCAUACCCAGACACGUGUACCAGUCGUUCUCCAUCCUUCCCGAGCUCUGCCACCGGCUCACCGACGUUUGGCGCGCCCACGAGGUCCGAACCGCGCUCAAGCUCCCACCCAUCGUUGACGAUCUCCUCGUCCAAGCGAUUACCCUCCCUAGCGCAAACGCAGGCUUCAAUAAUCAGCGGCUUGAGACGUUUGGUGACGCCGUCCUCAAGCUGUGCGCGGUCGUCCAUCUGUACAACAGAUACCCCCACCGCCACGAGGGUCAGCUUGACAACAUGAAACGGACCGCGAUCGCGAACCGUACUCUUCUUGCGCGCGCCUUGGAGCAUGGGCUUGAGGAACACCUUACCCCGGAGACGCAGAGUAUCAGGUUGUGGAGGUAUGUCGUUACAGGGGAUGAGGCCUUGUUCGCGGUGCGGCCCUGUCGACGUGCGCUGCGGCAGUAUCCCCGGCGGAGCUUGCAGGACUGCAUGGAAGCGAUCCUUGGUGCUAGCUUCGCGACGGGGGGUAUUGACAUGGCGCUGCGGGCCGGUACCGCGCUGGGCCUUUCGUUUGGGGGACCAACACCUUGGUAUGUACGGUAUUCGGGUAGGUUGAAGGAGGCUCCUGCAGCACCGCUGUUUGCGGGGCUGCAAGAAACCCUAGGAUACACAUUCAAGCACGGGCACUUGUUGUUAGAGGCGAUCACACAUCCGUCGUUCCGUUCUACUGAUUGCUCGUCGUACCAGCGGCUUGAGUUUCUUGGGGAUGCGUUCAUAGACAUGGUCGUGACAGAGUAUCUGUAUAGGAAGUUCCCUUCUGCGACAUCUGGACAGCUAUCAUGGGCCCGUUCGCGCGCAGUCUGCGGGCCUGCAUUUGCGUCGAUCGCUGUCAAGCGGCUCGCGCUACACAAGCUUCUUCUCAUAAACAAUGUCGAACUCAGUAUGGCGAUCAGCAAGCACGUCCCGAUCCUUGAGGAGAUCACCGACGAGGAGAUCAUAAUCAACGGCUGGAAGCAUGACCCGCCCAAGGCGCUCAGCGACGUUCUCGAGAGCGUGCUCGGUGCGCUUUUCGUGGACUGCGACUAUAAUUAUGACAAGGCCGCCGCUAUUACGGAGAUGGUUCUUGAGGAUUUGCUUGCUGCACUGCGGCCUGAUCUUCCCAAGGAUCCGGUCACCGAACUCAUGGUAUGGGUGGCGCAGUCCGGGUGCAGGUGUAUCAGCUUUCUCAAGGGUCAAAGCCGGCCGGAAGUUCGGCGGUAUGACUGCAUGUCAGUGCUCGUCCAUGACACGAUCGUCGCGGGGCCCCUCGCCGCGCCAAAUCUCUCGAUGGCGAAGGGCCUCGCGGCAGAACGCGCUCGCGAAGUACUGGCGGAUCCCGAGUCGCCCCACCUCUUGUCCCGUGUUUGCACGUGUCCCAGGAAGGGUAAAGCCGCGAAGCGACUACCGUCGCCUUUGCCCAUGGAUGUUCCUGACAAGAAAGAGUUGAGCGACGAGACGACUGAGGGUUUCGCAAUGCUGGCACAGAUUCUUGUGGAGGAGACCAAGGAGCCAAUUGUGCCCGUAGAGGAUGACCACGGCACCGAUGCAGUAAGCGAGGACCUGAUCGAGGAACACGAAGUCGAAGAAAUGAUGGAAGUGGAAGUGGUUGUAUGAUUGGCCUCGAUAGGCAUGAUACUGUAGCCCUUACUCAUCCCUCUGUAUCACCCCGGAAUCUGUAUGAAUGACUAACUUC
Messenger RNA from Dichomitus squalens LYAD-421 SS1, 4544 nucleotides. RefSeq lists its product as uncharacterized. Gene Ontology annotation, biological process: siRNA processing. Lineage: Eukaryota; Fungi; Basidiomycota; Agaricomycetes; Polyporales; Polyporaceae. Bases 104 to 4465 code for a protein of 1453 amino acids. The record is from RefSeq and is a predicted model, not a curated record. Gene Ontology annotation, molecular function: ribonuclease III activity; ATP binding; RNA binding. Gene Ontology annotation, cellular component: nucleus; cytoplasm; RISC complex. The transcript is spliced from 8 exons.